UCGUGUGCGCUUCUGGCGGAUCCGUCCGCCGCUCGAUGUGCACCCGGUGCGGUUUCUGGGGCCGGCGCGGCGGUGCUGCUGGGACGUGCAGGGGCCGCAGCCGUGCGCUCUGCCCACAGACCGCCGGCCAUGACGACCCUGCUGGAGAUCAAGAGCAGCGUGCUGCGGCAGGUGCAGGCGUGCCCCACCUUCCGCCGGAGGGCCGAGGGAGAGCCGGCCGCCACCAGCGCUGACCCCCCGGAGCCGGCCGCAGGGGCUUGGAAGCCUGGGGACGGCGUGGAGUUCUUCGCGCACAUGCGCCUCAUUCUGAAGAAGGGGGAGGGCAGACAGGGCCUGCCGUGCCCCGAGGUCCUCUUGCGCAGCGGUUCGCCAGCCCCUGCUGAGCCCGUGGACCCCAGCCGUGGCCUGAGAGCCCUGACCCAGGAGGAGGUGGAGAUGCUCUAUGAGGAGGCCUUGUACACAGUCCUCUACCGUGCAGGGACCAUGGGCCCUGACCAGGUGGAUGACCAGGAGACCCUACUGGGCUACCUUCAGCAGGUGUUUGGUACCAGCCCUGAGGAGCACGCUGAGGCCAUUGAGCGUGUGAAGAAGGCCAAGGCCCCCACGUAUGCCCUGAAAGUCUCUGUCAUGCGUGCCAAGAACCUGCUGGCCAAAGACCCCAAUGGCUUCAGCGACCCGUACUGCAUGCUGGGUAUCCUGCCGGCCUCGGGUGCCCCCCGGGAGCCAGGGCCGCGCACGGAGCAGCGCUUCAGCUUCCGCAAAGGCAGCAAGCGUGGGGGUCCGCUCCCGGCCAAGUGCAUCCAGGUCACCGAGGUCAAGAGCAGCACCCUGAACCCUGUCUGGAAGGAGAACUUCGUCUUUGAGAUCGAGGAUGUCAGCACGGACCAGCUGCACCUGGAUAUCUGGGACCAUGACGAUGAUGUGUCUCUGGUGGAAGCAUGCAGGAAGCUGAAUGAAGUCAUCGGCCUGAAGGGCAUGAGCAGGUAUUUUAAACAGAUUGUCAAGUCGGCCCGUGCAAAUGGGACAGCAGGGCCUGCGGAGGACCACACAGAUGAUUUCCUGGGGUGUCUCAACAUACCCGUCCGGGAAGUGCCGGUGGCCGGUGAAGACCGCUGGUUCAAGCUGGAACCACGCUCCAGCGCCUCCCGCGUUCAAGGAGACUGCCAGCUGGUCCUCAAGCUGAUCACCACACAGAGGGACACGGGCAUGAGCCAGCGCGGGCGGGCGGGCUUCCUGUCCUACAUGCUGCUGCUCAGUCGUCUCCUGCAGUUCGAGCACCGAUCCGAGGAGCCCAAGGCGAGCUGCUGGCGGGGAGAGCUCAGCGGGCCCGCGGCCACGAUCCUCUGCCUGCACGGCGCGCAAAACAACCUGUCGGCGCUGCAGCUGGCUGUGCUGCACUGGCAGGUCAGCAGCCGCCACCAUCAGACCCGGACCCUGGACUACGGCUACCUGCUGGGGCUGCUGGAGGACAUGCAGGCGCAUUGGGAGGAGGCGUCUUCGCUGCCCCAAGGGCAGGAGGAGAGCCUGGCUGACAGCUUCAAUGCCUUCUCCGAGUUUGGGCUGCGGCUGCUGCGUCAGCUUCGGGACUUCUUCCCCGCCACCAACAGCACUGCCGUCUAUCGUCUGGAGCUGCUGCUCAAGUGUCUCAGCAAGAUGCAGAUCUUCCAGCCUUCCUUUGAGGUGUGCUCCUUCCGGACAGAACUAAAUGCGGACAUCUCUGCUGCUCUGAAGAGAGGCAACCGUGAGUGGUAUGACAGGCUCCUGAACACCAAGAGUCCUCGAGAGCAGUCGGGGCCGCAGCGCCUCGCCGGGCUGGUCGAGCUGGCGGACGCCGUCUACGAGGAUCUGCAGUCCUGCUACGGCAUCUACGCCAGCCUCUUCCACAGCAUCACCGACAUCGACUUCUUCACACUCACUUUCCGGCAGCUGGAGCGACUGGUGGCCGAGGAGGCAUGGGUGCUGACGGAGGAGCUGAGCCCCAAGAUGACCCUCGAGGUGGCCUCAGGGCUCUUCGAACUGUACGUGACCCUGGCGGACAUCCAGCGUUUCUGGAGCAGCAUCCCCGGCCGCGACAGCCGCUCCCUCGCCCUGGCUGGCAUCCAUGGCCCGUUCCUGCCCGCUGUGAAGCUUUGGCUGCAGGUGCUGCGGGACCAGGUCAGGUGGAGGCUGCAGGGAGCCGUGGAUGUGGACACGCUGGAGCCCAUGGACGCCUCCUCCAAGCACAGCAGUUCUGCGGCCUCGGCUAGUCUCUGCUUCAGUCACAUCCAGGAGCUGUGGGCCCGCCUGGCAUGGCCGGACCCUGCCCAGGCCGAGGCCCUGGGCACCCAGCUCAGCCAGGACCUGUGUGCGGCCACCCUCUUCUACACUGAGCUGCUGCGGAAGAAGGUGGACGCUCAGCCGGGGGCCGCGGGCGAGGCAGUGAGCGAGCCACUCUGUGUGGUUCUCAACAACGUGGAGCUCCUGCGCAAGGCUGCCGGGCAGACGCUGCGGGGUCUGGCGUGGCCGGAGGUGACCUCCGGGCCCGAGGGGGUGCUCCCGCGCCCUCUGCUCGGCUGUGCACAGGCCCUGGACGAAGACCUGCAGCAGGAGGUCCACACCGUGACGGCGCACCUGACCUCCAAGAUGGUGGCUGACAUCAGGAAGUACGUGCAGCACAUCAGCCUGUCGCCCGACUCCAUCCAGAACGAUGAAGCCGUGGCCCCGCUCAUGAAGUACUUGGAUGAGAAGCUGGCCCUGCUGAAUACCUCCCUGGUGAAGGAGAACCUUAGCAGGGUGCUGGAGGCCCUCUGGGAGCUGCUCCUGCAGGCCAUCCUUCGGGCACUGGGGGCAAACCUCGACGUCUCUGCUGAUUUCUACGGCCGCUUCCACUUUACGCUGGAGGCCCUGGUGAGUUUUUUCCACGCGGAGGGCCAGGGUCUGCCCCUGGAGAGCCUGAAAGACGGAAGCUACAAGAGGCUGGAGGAGGAACUGCGCCUGCAUCAGUGCUCCACCCGCGAGUGCAUCGAGCAGUACUACCUGGACAAGCUCAAGCAGAGGUCCCUGGAGCAGAAGCGGUUCGGACGCCUGAGCGUGCGCUGUCACUACGAGGCAGCCGAGCAGCGGCUGGUGGUGGAGGUGCUGCACGCCGCGGACCUGCCCCCGCUGGACGCCAACGGCCUGAGUGACCCGUUUGUGAUCGUGGAGCUGGGCCCGCCACACCUCUUCCCGCUGGUCCGCAGCCAGAGGACCCAGGUGAAGAACCGGACGCUGCACCCCGUGUACGACGAGCUCUUCUACUUCUCUGUGCCGGCAGAGGCGUGCCGCCGCCGCGGUGCCUGCGUGCUGUUCACCGUCAUGGACCAUGACUGGCUGUCCACCAACGACUUCGCGGGGGAGGCAGCCCUCGGCCUGGGCAGCGUCGGUGGCAUAGCACGACCUCAGGUGGGAGGGAGCGCGAGGGCCAGGCAGCCCGUCACCUUGCAUCUGCGCCGGCCCAGGGCCCAGGUGAAGUCGGCACUGAGGAUGCUGGAGGGCCGCACCAACAAGGAGGCGCAGGAAUUUGUCAAGAGACUCAAGGAGCUGGAGAAGUGCAUGGAAGCGGACCCCUGAGCCCCGCCCGCCCCCCCCCCCCCCCAGU
Messenger RNA from Panthera uncia (snow leopard), 3616 nucleotides. RefSeq names its product BAI1 associated protein 3 (gene BAIAP3). The transcript is spliced from 33 exons. Bases 130 to 3588 code for a protein of 1152 amino acids. The record is from RefSeq and is a predicted model, not a curated record. Lineage: Eukaryota; Metazoa; Chordata; Mammalia; Carnivora; Felidae.